Messenger RNA from Neolamprologus brichardi, 6962 nucleotides. Lineage: Eukaryota; Metazoa; Chordata; Actinopteri; Cichliformes; Cichlidae. The record is from RefSeq and is a predicted model, not a curated record.
AUAACAAUAAACAACCCCGAAACAAGGGAUACGCGAAGAGGACUUAUCGCUGCGAUUCGACACAAAGCUGGCGAAAAUAUGAGUUGAGACGGAUACCGUCAGCUGGAGUAAAGUCUCGAAAAGUAUCGUGGGAGCUUCUUGGGUCCUGACACAAAGGAUUUUGUAGUUUUUGUGUCCACCUUAGGGAGAACUAGAGUUACGGUAUACCCCUUCCUUAGCCCCUUGUAGCUAGCUGUGGCUCAUUCCUUGUUUUUGCACACUUUGUUUUAGUCUGUUAUGCAGUUUCCAGAGGACUGUACUCGCACUCGUUCUCCUCCACCACCUCUUCGCUCCCUCUCCCCGCUCUCUCUGGCCCUAUGUCUCGCUGGUUUUUCCCCUGGUCGGGCUCAAUCAAGAAGCGGGCCUGUCGGUACCUUUUACAGCACUACCUCGGUCACUUUUUGCAGGAGCGAUUGAGCCUCGAUCAGCUGGGCUUGGACUUGUACAACGGCAGCGGUGUCAUCAAGGAUAUCAACCUCGAUGUUUGGGCGGUCAAUGAGCUUUUGGAAGCAAAGCAGAGCUCAUGUAAGAGAUCGGUGCUAACGAAUCGUUGCAUAUCUGUUUUGUCUGUUUUUUCAGUCCUUCGUCGCAUUAAAGUCACCUUUCUAGACACUAUCGUCCGCAUCGAGCACCAGCCCUUGGACCUGGAAACAGGCGUCGCCUUAGAAGUGCACAUUAAAAGGCUGGAGUAUUUCGACGAGGCAGUGCGAGAUCCAGCCAGCCAGACUGCCGUGCCUGUCGACAUCCACCAGCCACCCGCCUUCCUGCACAAGAUCCUCCAGCUGAGCGCUGUUCAGCUGUUCUAUGAUAGCAAUGGCAUAGUACAGGGUCCUCCUGAGGAGGAACACACAGAUUCAGCCAUGGCUAGUGAGGGAGAGGAAGGUGAAGGCGACGAUGAUAAGAAGGAGGAGGAAGGGGAGAAGGCCAAGCCACAAGUUGCCCCUCUAUCCCAGCCGCUCCUCAUAGGAAGCUGCUCCGGUUUCAUUGAGACCACCGUCAAGAUCAAACAGAACGACAUGCUGCCCGGACCAAAGCUGGAGUUGGAUGGGAAAGUGGGCUGUGUCCACAUGCUGCUGUCUCCUGAUCAAAUAACCCAUCUGACAGACCUGCUGGCAGCCCUCUGUAUAGACACUGGACGAUCACACAGCGGCCAGGCAGAGCAGCUGAAGCCUGACGCGUUGCUGCGACUGACCCUUGGCGGACUCACUUUAACCCUUCUGCAGGAAGAUCCACAACCCUCCAGUGCUGACGGAGCCUCGUCAUUGGCUCAGGUGUCUAACGUGUUUUUCAAGGAGCUGACCGCCUUCAAGGACAGCAUGUUCAGUGAAAGAGACUUCCAUCAACUGAGAGGCGGAUUCGCCAAAGCCUGCCCACACUCAAAUCUCAGAUUAACAGGAGCAGCGGUGCAGGUCGCCUGUGAGAUGCGGAGUGGGAGACGCCAAAACAGGGCUGUGACCUCUGACCUUUCCUUCAGCAGACUGGAGCUGUUAGAGUGCCUCUGGGAGGACGGAAAGCCGGAGUACUGUGAGCUGCUUCAGUUCCAGAAAGCUGGUCUGUUCACAGUUGGAGCUGCAGCCAGACCGUGUGCCCAGUUACACUACAGCCUCACUGAAAAACGCCUGCGUAAGGUCCAGACCAUACAGAGAGACCUGCUGUUAAAAAAUCCCUCAUGCUCUAUGGUUGAAAUGCUUCCUAAAAUCCAUGUUCACAUGUUUUUCCUCCUACUGUCCUCUAAGCCUCACAGCACCGAGCUCAGCUCCUCCUUCACCCUCCUGUCGCCUCACGCCGUCCUCAGACUUCGUUUCCCCAUACCUGAUCUGCGGCCCCUCCCAAAGCGUCGGCCUCCAACCCAGAGGGCGGUGCGGCAGGAAACCUUGGUGUUGGAGAUGACAGAGUUUGAGCUGAAGCACCAGGAGGCCCCAGACCUGCAAAGUGAGCAGACUACACCGGGACAGCCGUGGGCCCCCUGCCUCACCCAGCUGCUGGAGGCCUCCUUCACCGACCUGCACGGGUCAUAUGAGGGCUGGGAGGGAGGCUCUUUCCCUUGUAUCAGAGUGAGGAAGAACCGGGACACUCUGCCCAGGAUAUCAGUGCGUGUGCGUGGAGGUGAGGCUCAGGGCCCAGCAGCUGGUCUGAGUGGCAUGAACGCGGGCCUCAUCAGGGACCUUGGUGCCGCCUUCUUUGAUAGUCACUGUGAAUUCAACGACAAAACGAGCUCUCCUUUUUCCUCCAACCGCACCAUGUUUGAGACCGAGGAGAUGGUGAUUCCAGCCGACCCGGAGGAGAUGCGUCAGUUUCAGGAGCAGUGUGUCGCUCAGUGUCAGUGUGCUGUGGACAUCAGCAUGCCACUAGCUUAUAUCCUGCUCCCCAGCAAACAGGCCUUCCAGAGCAUCUAUAACAGGUAUGAGGACCAGAGUCACGGAGAGCUCGUGCUUGAUCUGGAAGGGGGGAAGAUAUUCAGUGUAGCGCAGCACCAAAAUGACCCCAAUCUCAGUUUCCUGUGUCUGGAGAGCAGACGAGUGGAGCUCUACCAUCGAGCUGUCUUGAAGGACACCCCCAUCCCGCAGCGGUUGGAAAUGCCCAGCUUCAUGCCCCCAAAGCACCUGGACCUCACCAUCUACCCCACAGAGGUGGGAGUGAGCAGUGUGAGCGGCAGGGAGGGAGAGGUGCAGAUGUUAUCCACAGCCAUCAAAAUCACACUGGACCCUCAGAGAAAUGUCAAGGAGUUCCUCGUUGCCCUUCGCCUUCAAGGUGCCACCAUGCGACAUUACAUGACGCAGACCAACCACAGUUGGCACGAGCAGGUAAGAAGCUCCCUGCCAUGGACUGGUGACCUGACCAGGGUCUACCUGCAUCUCACCCCUUUGACAGCAGGACAGGCUCCAGCACUGCUACCCCUGUAUCUGCCCCUGCGAGUGUUAUUCACAGCGGAGUCCUUCUCUCUGUCCAGCAAUAUCAUUGUUGACACUGCCACCUUCCACCUCAGAUUCAUCCUGGAUGAUUCUGCUCUCUACCUCUCUGACAAAUGUGAGACUGAAACAGUGGACUUGAGGAGAGACUACGUGUGUGUCUUGGACAUUGACCUGCUGGAGCUCGCCAUCACCACAUGGAAAGGCAGUGAUACAGGAAAGCUGUCCCAGCCGCUCUUUGAGCUCCGUUGUUCCAACAAUGUGGUCCAUCUGCACACCUGUGCAGAUUCCUGUGCUGCUCUCGUCAAUCUGCUGCAGUACCUGGUCUCUCAGGGCGACCUGCACCCGCCGCCACGGCACACCUCGCCCACUGAAAUCGCUGGACAGAAAUUACCACUGUCAGAAAGUCCAGCGUCUAUGCUGCCCUGUCCUCCCGCUGAAACCGCCGAGAUCAACCAGUACGACCUGGCUGACGCCUUAAUCGACAUGGAGAAGAGCCACAGAGAAGAAAGUUUAGAACCAGGUUCACCUUCAAUGCCGAGAAGCUCCCCCGUCUCCGUCUACCUGUUCCCCGAUGAAGCCUCAAAGCACGGCCCCUCUGUCCUUCAGGGGGAGCUUGACGGGCUGGUUGCCACAGCGACAGAGGCGCAGGCAGAUAUGAUGUCAGAGGAAGGCUCCGAGGGCUCCACCGACAAUGACGACUUCUGUAUCCUGGAGGCUCCCGGCAUGGGCAUCCCUCCCCGGGAUGGGGAGCCCACGGUAACAGUGCUUUGCGAGGGGCCCAUUAGAGUGAAGGACAGCCAUUUUUCCCGGCCACGUGGCAGCUCAGACCUGCUCCGAGCCCCGAGUCGCUUCCCAGUGCCUCAGAGUAGGGUAGUUUUACGGGAGAUCUCUGUGGUCUGGCAUCUUUACGGGGGAAAGGACUUUGGAGGCAGGCCUAUGUCUCUGCAUGCUCAGAACAUCAACAGAGGUCGUUCAGCGCCCGUCCGUGGGUCACCUUCUCGCUCCGCCCCCUCCUCUCGACCGCAGAACUCUUGGCGCUCAGCUGGAGGCAUCGGCCGUCAGCACAGCCUGCUGAUGGAGAUACAGCUCACCAAGGUGUCGUUCCAGCAUGAGUCCUACCCGGUAGUGGGGCAGGAUGGGGAGGGGUCAGCAGCACCUGUGGUCGGGGUCGGUCCCGGUGGUGAGCAGCCGCUCUCCAGGCAGGUGUUCAUCGUCCAGGAGCUGGAAGUUCGAGACCGACUGGCCUCCUCACAAAUCAACAAAUUCCUCUACCUCUACACUAGUGAGAGCAUGCCCCGCCGAGCCCACUCCAACAUGUUGACUGUGAAGGCCCUGCAGGUGUGUCCUGAGUCUGGCCUCGGGGGGCCAGAGUGCUGUCUCCGGGUCAGCCUGCUGCCGCUGAGACUCAACAUCGACCAGGACGCACUGUUUUUCCUGAAAGACUUUUUUAGUAAUCUAGCUUCCUCUGUUAAUCCUUACCUGCCUGUGGAUCCUGCAGCUGAAGUGAAGGCAGAUUUCUCCCAGAAGGGGUCUGAGGAUCUAGAGAUGGCUGCUGCUGCUGGUAGUCUUGGACCCGACCUCACAGCUUCUGUGGAAACUACCUACAGUGAGCAGAGUUCCUCUUCUGCCGGCUCCAGCGCCUCCUCUGACCAGCCAAUCUACUUCCGGGAGUUUCGUUUCACAUCUGAAGUGCCUAUUUGGCUCGACUAUCAUGGCAAGCACGUCGUCAUUGAACAAGGGACGUUUGCAGGGAUUCUGAUCGGUCUGGCCCAAUUAAACUGCUCCGAGCUGAAACUGAAGAGGCUCUGCUGCAGACACGGUCUCCUCGGGGUCGACAAAGUGAUUCAGUACGCCGUCACAGAGUGGCUGACGGACAUCAGGAAGAAUCAGCUGCCCGGCAUCCUGGGAGGUGUCGGACCCAUGCACUCAGUCGUCCAGCUGUUCCACGGAGUGAGGGAUUUGUUCUGGCUGCCUAUAGAGCAGUACAGGAAGGAUGGACGCAUCAUUCGAGGUCUCCAGAGGGGGGCAGCGUCCUUUGGUACCUCCACAGCAUCUGCUGCUCUGGAGCUUAGCAACAGGCUGGUGCAGGCUAUCCAGGCUACAGCAGAGACCGUGUACGACAUCUUGUCUCCAACGCCUCCUCUGAAUCGCUACGCCAUCACUGAGGGCCGGGCCACCUCUAGUCGACCUCGAAGAGUCGCCCAGCCUGCAGACCUUAGGGAAGGAGUGGCCAAGGCCUACGACACCGUCAGAGAGGGAGUGAUUGACACGGCCCAACAGUUGUGCGAUGUAGCAUCCCGCGGCCACGAACAGAAAGGUCUCCCCGGAGCCGUGGGCGGCGUCCUGCGGCAGAUCCCACCCACUGUAGUCCGACCUUUAAUAGUGGCCUCUGAAGCCACCUCCAAUCUGCUGGGUGGCAUGAGAAACCAGAUCAAACCGGACGCCCGGAAAGAAGAUUUCCUCAAGUGGCGCACGGAGGACGGCCAAGAAUGAGGACAGCUUUUUGUGUCUGUGUGUGAGGGAAAGUGUGUGUGCGUACGUGUAUACGAGAGUAUGAAAUUAUGAUCUGGGAAAGUCUAUUCUGUGGGAAUCCAGGGGUUGUAUGAGUAGCUGCAUGUGUGUUGUGUCUAAAAAGAGUCAGCGUGUGCUCCAAUGCAAAAAAGAGAAAAGGAAAGAAGAAGAAAUUUUAAAAAAAUGACUAACUACUGCUGCAGUUCCUGACGCACAGUGUUUAAUGUUGCUCCCACAUACAUAGACGUGCAAGACUUCAUUUUUCUGUUCGGCAUUCGCUCGUUUUCCUGCUCUCUGUUACACACUAGUGUUUUUCUUCUUAACGUCAGUGCAAACAUAUCGCCGUCACUUUCUGCUGGCUUCAUUUUCAGUCUGACCCGGGCAGAGGGGGCAGGUAAGAUCAUCAUGCUCUGUGUUUCUUCACUCAUUUGUGUGCUCUGAACUGUGAUGGUUGAAGCUGUUUGUAAUUUGAAGCAGCGAUUUCAAGCACGAGUUGCACGGAGCACUGAGAAGGGAUGUUUAUAACUGAGAGCAGCUUCACUUUAAUGAGCUUUCUGCAGAUGAGUGGGGGGUACCUGUCUUUGGAGGGGGGUUGCCAUGUGUUAGUUUUGCGCUCUUUGUGCUCAUAAUGGAAACUGAAAAUAUUUUCGAUCAAGUGUCCUUUGCUUAACACCCUUGCAGAUGGUACAAAGCUGUGUGAUUGGUUUAGCUGUGACUCCCACUAUGCACCCGCUACCCUCAGUGCUGUUAUUCGUGCCAUAAACCUUACAGUGUCCUUUUUAACUAGUUUGUGUUGCCUUCCUCGGAUCUGUACCUCAUCCCCUACUCAAAGCUCAGCACAUACAGUGGCAUACCUGACUGAACAGAAACAACGGGUCACAUGAAGUCUCUAAAUUUUGUAGCAUAUUGGAUUCUGCUCGAGCUUCACGAAGAUGAACGUUUUUCCAAGCUGACGUCACUGCAGCUCUCCUGUUAAAUGUCAGAUCCUGGGAUCUCAAUUAGCCCACUAUGUCCUCAUAAGUCCUCUGCCCACAUCUUUAGUUGCCUUUCUGCAUUGAUUUUGUAAUUGUCUCUUCUUCUUAGUUUUUUUAAAAAAUAUUAUUAUUAUUAUUUUGUUAAAGCAUAAGUAUUGUCAUGUUUGUUUUCAGAGUAAGAGUAAAGAGGUAUGUGAAUCUGGUGAAAAUGGAGGAUGGAAAAAUUAGGGUUAAAAAUGUUUUACAUUUUCUUUUUUUGUUUGUUUUUAAUCAGUGUGAGGGACGCAUGUCCUUGUCUGUGUGUGUGUGUGUGUGUGUGUGUGUGUCUGUCUGUGAAUGUGUGAGGAUGAGAAAAUGUGUUUGCGCACAUGAUGCACGUCUGUGAAGGUGACAGGUUGAUGCUUGUUACACCUCUUGCGUGUAAUUACUAUUGACUAUAUCAUAAACUGUAUGAAUGACCUGUAUAAUACAAAGAUGAGGAUUAUACAAAAUUAAUAGAAAAAUUAAAAAAAUUUGAGUAUAAAAA